Messenger RNA from Panicum virgatum (switchgrass), 2950 nucleotides. RefSeq names its product endoribonuclease YBEY, chloroplastic-like. The record is from RefSeq and is a predicted model, not a curated record. Gene Ontology annotation, molecular function: metalloendopeptidase activity. The coding region runs from base 119 to 1753 and encodes 544 amino acids. Lineage: Eukaryota; Viridiplantae; Streptophyta; Magnoliopsida; Poales; Poaceae. Gene Ontology annotation, biological process: rRNA processing. The transcript has 18 exons.
UCUGUUAAACCCUUAUCUUCCUCGUGGGCUCGGGCCUCCAGCUUCUCCCCCUCGACCUCGGGCCAAAGGUUCUAGAACCUUCUAGACGCCUCGAUCGCACCACGCCGCGCCCCUCCCGAUGGCGCGCCUCCAUCUCCUCCUCUCCCGCGCGCUCGCAUCGCACCACCUUCUCCCUUGUUCGACCGCUUCCGGCCUCCGCCCCACUCCGCGGCGGCCUAUCCCUCCCCACUCCCCGCCGCCUUUUUCUCCUCCACAUGGUCAUACCCUGCCCCCCUUCGCAGCCGCUGCGUCGCGGCAAUACGCCGCAUCGAGCUUCAGGAUAAGGCGCUCGUCGGCGCCGCCGAUGUUACUGAGGCGGAGGAAGGCGAGGAGGCCGACGCGGAAGGCCCCCGGCGAGCUCAUUGUGCAAAUUGGCAUCGAGGAGGACCUCCCCGACGAUCCUGAGAUCUUGAGCAUUGCGGAAACACUCCAAACUGAUGUUGGGAAGGCGGUGAAGGUGGCCUUCGACAAACUUGAAGGCUCUGAGUACAGGACCAGAGAUACUUCUAUCAGCAACUUGAACAAGUACAAUACCAUCGAGCUUUCUCUGCUGCUUUGUAAUGAUAAUUUCAUCAGGAAGCUGAACAAAGAAUGGAGGGAUGUGGAUCAUGCUACUGAUGUUCUGUCAAUGUCACAGCAUAUCCCGGGGCUCGAUAUUCCCAUUCUGCAGUUGGGUGACAUAGUAAUUUCUGUUGAAACAGCACAGCGGCAAGCAGAAGAAAGAGGUCACACAUUUCUUGAUGAGAUCAGAAUCCUCGUGGUGCAUGGACUGUUGCAUUUAUUGGGCUUCGAUCAUGAACUCAGCGAAGACGCUGAAGAAGAGAUGGAGAAGGAAGAAGAACAUAUAUUAAAUACUCUUGAGUGGAGAGGAAAGGGAUUAAUUAAGAGUGCAUAUGACAUAGCUAGCGAUAUGGCACAUUUACAAAGUUCUGCUGGGAUUGACCUGUUGUGUACAGAGGCCAAUAACAAUAUAGAGAAAGUGAGCCUAAAAGAGGAACGUCGACCCAAAUUGAUCCAUAUGAUUUGUGAUAUAGAUGGUACUUUUGUGGAUUAUGAAGGACGCUUGCAUGAAGAAUCCAUAGAAUCUUUGAGAGAGGCAAUUGCAACAGGAGUAAAUGUUAUCAUGGUUACUAGAAAGAGCCGGAUUUCCACCAUCAGAACCUUCAAGCAUCUUGAUUUCCAUGAUAAAGGUGAUUUUCUAUCAGAGACAUCACCUGGUGUAUUUUUGCAGGGUUCACUUGUCUAUGGAAGGCAUGGCCAAGAAGUUUAUAGAGCGGAAUUGGAUGUGGAUAUCUGCAAGGAGGUACUUCUGUACUCCUUGAAGCAUAAAAUUCCUGUUGUUGCAUACUGUGAGGAACAAUGUUUGACCUUGUUUGAACAUCCAUUUGUUAACUUGCUGCACAUUGUGCAUCAUGAGAACAAGGUAAAAGUGAUGCAUUCUGUUGAGGAACUGCUGGAAUAUUAUUCAUCUAUUCAGAAGUUGCUACUCUUUGACAGUGCUGAAGAGGAUUCAUCUGUCCUGAGGCAGCAUUGUUCAGAACUGACUGAAGGGAAAGCACGUGUUCUCAAAAUGCAGCCAAAUACAAUUGAUAUUGUGCCACUCAAUGCUUCGAAGGGUGGUGGUAUAAGAAUUCUACUUGAUCAUCUUGGAAUAACAGAAGAUUGUGAUCUUGACAUAGUUGGAGACUAUACAAGAUGGCUGAGCAAUAUGUGAUUCAACUGAAAACAUUACUGGAACUUUCUUAAGAAAAAACAUGGCGAUUCGGAGCAUUAGAUGUUAAAGAAGCAACCGUAUGCAUGUCAUGCACCAAAGAUACAUAAUUACCACUUUGGAAGUUUUUAUAUUAGGAGGGGGCGCUGAAUGGCAACCUAAAUAUUUCAUUCAGAUCCUUUGUUGAGAUGCAUGAAAAAGAGAAUGGAAUGAGCCACAGCCAUAUGGUUUGCUGCCACUAUAUGAGUGUCUGUUGUUGCUAGUUCUUGACAUUACUCUCGCAGCUGAACCAUUUGAGGCCCUCUUUGCUAUCACCUUGUUGCAUGGCCUUGGUCUUGAACACAUGUAGCAUCAGAUAUUGAUGUGAAUGAUUGGGACUUUCCUUGGUAGUACUUGGACAGCCCUUUCCUGUGGAAAUUAAAUUACGUUUAUUCAAUUUUUCAGAAAAUGUACAAAUUGAAGUAAACUCAGUUGCAUCCUUAUAAUGGAUUGUGUGCAAAGGGGAUCCUCUCUGGCUCAAGUGAUCGUGGGGCAAAUAUACUCACCUGACUGGAAGCUGGGCUAGCAGCGAGGACAAAUCAUAUACUGGACCCUCGUCAUCCAGCUGCAAAGUGCUCGAAGAUGCUGAGGAUGGCUCAUAGUCAUGGGGAUGACCAGAUGGGCAUGAUGCUGCAUCAUCAGACAGAUUUGAAGCUGAUGAGUACAAGGACCCGCUGGAUGCACCUGAGAAGGAAGCAGACUCAGAGGGAUCACCACCUUGUUCAUUGCAGCUAUCGUCCUGACACAAGAAUAACCUAUGCGAUGGUAAAUUGCAAGGCUCUGCCAUUUCAUGUGAAGCUCUGCUCAAUGUUUGGAACUUGGAAGGCAAAGGGACGCAGCAUAUGUUGAUAUAUAGAGACGUAGGAAGAGAGCUGUUCAAACGGGUAGAUAGAUAGGCAUCUAGUUUUAUCAGAUAGGCUUCAUCAACUCGGCGCCAGAGAGAAGGAAGAAAUUGACAUCAGCCACAGUUAUUUUGGGUAGAUCAUUGGUAGCCUGAUGGGGGAGCAGGGGGCGCUAGUUGACGAUCGUGCGCCGCGGCAACAAAGCAGCGAACGAGCGCCGGAGCUAGCAAGCAGCGCACGUGCAGUGCCAGUGGUAGUACUGAACGAGCAUUUGACUUACUCUAGUGUUACAGUCUGUCGCUACUAGUUUCGUGCUCUA